CGCGCUCUCCAUCACCUCUUCUGGACUUCUUCAACUGAGCGCAAGAAGAUUUUUUUAUUUCAAUAAAGUCAGAGCCCUAACCCUAGGUUAGGGAUUCUGUUAAAAGGCAGCAGAGUCCUUCUUCGAGUUUUCUUUUGCCUCCCCUGUGUCAACGAGAAUAUUGAUCUCCUUGCAAGUAUACUUUUUUCUUGCGAGAGGCACACGCCUGCAAGGAGACCCGGCUGGAAAGGGUCUAGGAAAGAUGGAAUCAAAUUCUGAGAACCCUCUCAAUAACCCGAGUGGAUAUCGUUAUGGUAACUCAUGCGGGAUAGACUUCAAGCAAGAUGCAGUCUUCCUUCCAGUUCUGUAUGGAAUAUUUUUCAGUCUUGGCACUCCCUUGAACAUUCUAGCUCUGUGUGGACUCUACAAGCUCAUCAAAACAGAAAAUGUCUUGCCGGUGUAUGUGCUUAACUUGUUACUUGCUGAUCUUAUCCAGCUGUUGACAUUGCCCUUGUGGAUUGACUACUAUACAAAUGACCACCACUGGCGAUUUGGUCCCAGAGUCUGCCAGUUCACCAGUCUAUGUUUCUACAUCAGCAUGUACGUAGCAAUCUUCUUCAUGUGCAUCAUAGCACUCGAGCGCCACAUGGCAAUCGCCUGUCCACUGAAAUUCCACUUCCUGAGCCGACUCAAGUCUGCCCGCUGGUUUGCGCUGGGUGUAUGGGUGAUGGUUACUGUCCCCCUGUCCGUCGCCUUCAACAAGCUCUUCCCAGUGCAUGCCAACUGCACCCUCUGCGUUGAGAAAUACCCUUCAGAGGGAGGCUUCAUCACCUACCGGCUCAUAACCCUGUUGAUGUCUUUCGUCAUUCCUCUGGCAUUCAUUCUCAUCCUCCACGUAAAGACCAUGCGCUCGCUAAUGGCCGUCACCGCCCUGGCCUCGAAGGAGAAGAGGCGCAUCAAGAGCCUCCUCACCCUCCUGGUGGUCACGUUCCUCGUGGUGCUCGGACCCUACCACGUCACCGGGUACGUUAAGUACCUGGGCCUGCUGUUCCACAGGGACUCCUGUGCCUGGGAGAGAGCCAUCUUCUUGCCCUUUCAGCUGGGCAGGGGCUUGCUGAGCCUCAACAGUUUGUUGGACCCUGUGUUCUACAUCUUCCUGAGGAACGACUUCAGGUCGGCGGCAGCACGGUACCUGCCAUGUCUGAGGAGGAUGACCUGGGGCCUGAGCCAAGCCAGGGCAUCCUGUGGGGCCUCUGAGCCCGUGGAGAGAGGCACAAAUAACGAGAACCUUAUGGCCUAGUCUACCAUAGUCUACACAAGCUACAUGAAUGCAGUUGACAAUGCAGGGCUCAAACACCAUUUUUAGUCAAUGCAAGUUAAGCAGUCAAUGAUCCCCCAUCGGAAACAGGUGGUAUGAAGUUGCAUUACAAAAUACUGGGCAAAGCAUUUUUCAAAUCAGCCCUACAGUAUGAGAAAUUAGAAGAUUUAGCACACGUUCUAUCUGGAGGACUGUAUUGCUAUGUCACUCAUUCAUUUCUCGUGUCCAGGCAACGGAUGUAUAUAAUAGCUAUGAUGAUAAUGACUCACCCACCAAUGUGUCUGUUCUGCUGCUCCAGGUGCUUUGACCUUUUGAUGUUCUCUCCUUCCUCCCACGACCAUCCCCAGUUUGGUCCCUGUCCAUCUCUCUGGGUGGUUAACUCCCUGUCACGUAAUAUCAUCAAGGAUAUUUAACUCUUUUGAGUAUCUUUGGCUUAUUGGAGUAACAGGUGCAGUUACAUAUGCUAAUUUAAUGGAAAAAGUAGGCGGAAACUGCUUUGCUGAAGUCCAGAUGUACAGCUUUUAAGCUAACUGUGUUAUGUUCUA
Messenger RNA from Sardina pilchardus (European sardine), 1842 nucleotides. RefSeq names its product G-protein coupled receptor 4-like. Gene Ontology annotation, biological process: G protein-coupled receptor signaling pathway. Gene Ontology annotation, molecular function: G protein-coupled receptor activity. Gene Ontology annotation, cellular component: membrane. The transcript has 2 exons. The record is from RefSeq and is a predicted model, not a curated record. The coding region runs from base 242 to 1279 and encodes 345 amino acids. Lineage: Eukaryota; Metazoa; Chordata; Actinopteri; Clupeiformes; Clupeidae.